UUGUGCCUAACCCAGAGUAAUUAUUAGUUUCUACUUCCAAGUGGAAAACAUGUUGACUCUCAGCAGCACUGUAUCAGCUUCGACCUCAGCACACCAGCACUGAAACGAAAAAAGAAUAUACUUUCAACAUCCAUCCAUCUCACUCUCCACACUGUUUAUUCAUUCCGGUGAGCAAAGCAUCCUAAUUCGUCAUUCGGCCCUGUUUUCUCUUGAUUGAGAUGCUUCUACAGCCAGAUUUUCGAAUGGAGAAUGGAGUCUUGGAGGUAUGCUAACUCAGAAGCUAAGAGCCCUUUGUUAUGGGAUGAAAUGGGUCUACCGGCUGAUGCUGUUGGUAAAUUGUCAAUGGGACGGAACACUUGUAAUUUGAAUAGAAUUUUAGGCUCUAAUAGAGAAGAAAUUGUGAGCAUGAUGGGAAACUCGGAUCCUGUCGAUCCACGUUUCAAUCUUUUGGGUUGUGAGAUUGGCACCUGCUUUAGCAGCGCAUCGCCUUCUCCUUCGUCUAUGAUUACUUCAAACUUGCCAUUUGGGGAAUCUGAAUCCGGGUUAAGUCUUUCCAGUCCUGCCAUUGUAUCUAAUGGUGAGAAAUCAUCACCAACUGGUUGGAAAUUGGGGGAGUUGGCCGAAUUGGAGGAAGCCAAGAACAGCCGUUUUUUGAACGAAGGGCCGAAUUCAUCUUUGUUUGGAACUCCACUGACAGCGACAAAGAGAGCUCGCACAGGGAAUUGGCUUUCUCAGAUUCCCGUUUGCCAAGUUCACGGGUGUAACAAAGACUUGAGCGCAUCGAAGGAUUAUUACAAACGGCACAGAGUGUGCGAUGUUCACUCGAAGACUGCUAGAGUUAUUGUUAACGGUAUCGAGCAAAGGUUUUGUCAGCAAUGCAGCAGGUUUCAUUUGCUGUCUGAAUUUGACGAUGGCAAACGCAGUUGUCGCAGGCGCCUUGCUGGCCACAAUGAGCGUCGAAGGAAGUCUCAGUUGGAUAUUCUCUCUGGAGCCAGGUUUCUGCAAAAUUCUCUACCAAAAAGAUUGUCUUUUGUUUUACCCGAAAUGCUUGGCUUGUUUGGCCCCCAAGAAAAUACCCAAGGAAAACAGAGCUGCCAUCCCAAAGCAGAAGAGGGGCCAUUUCACAGCCCUCGGCUAGAAAUGCCGACCACCGGAAAACAAACCUCUUCAGAUCAUUUUUUAUCACAAACUGUUUAUACUUUCCCUGAAACAUCAUCAAGAAUUGAAGAAUUAUCCGGGAUUGCCAACUCCACCAGUGCUCUCUCUCUUCUGUCAGCUCAAUCCCGAAAUUUGGCAAGCCCUUUCACGGGAACUGCUGGUGCUCAUUCCCGUGUGGAUCAAAAUUCCGAAAAAAAUUCAGGCUUCAUAAACUUUCCAUCAAAUGGGUUUUGUUCUUCCAGGUUGAACUCAGUAGAAGCCCACCAGGUUGAUCCCUCGGUAUCUUAUGGUGCCAUUGAUUUUGAAUUCCAAACAGAAAGCGGGAUCGUUCAAAGAUCACAUUCUGUGGCAUCUAAAAGUCAUAUUUUUCCUGAAAUUAGCCCCACUGUUGACUUGAUUCAAUUGUCAGCACAUCUUCGAAGAGUGGAGCAGCAGAGGACUUCUGUUCAAUUGAAGCAGGAAAAUGAUGCAUUUUGUUCUUUCUCUACCUAGUACUGUUGUAAAAUAGAUUGGAUGCUUUUGUUUAUAUGUAUCUGAAUUUUAACAUAUGCUCUGUUUCUUUU
Molecule: messenger RNA, 1721 nt
Organism: Diospyros lotus (date-plum)
Lineage: Eukaryota; Viridiplantae; Streptophyta; Magnoliopsida; Ericales; Ebenaceae
Product: squamosa promoter-binding-like protein 6
Exons: 4
Coding region: 250-1650 (466 amino acids)
Cellular component (GO): nucleus
Molecular function (GO): DNA binding
Source: RefSeq, a predicted model, not a curated record